This is a messenger RNA of Papaver somniferum (opium poppy), 653 nucleotides long. RefSeq lists its product as uncharacterized. The record is from RefSeq and is a predicted model, not a curated record. Lineage: Eukaryota; Viridiplantae; Streptophyta; Magnoliopsida; Ranunculales; Papaveraceae. Bases 40 to 447 code for a protein of 135 amino acids. The transcript has 2 exons.
GGAAAGGUUUGUCUAGUUCUUGAGGGUGAAUUGUUCCAAAUGAGGUGUAGCAAUCAUGUAUUGCAUUUAAUUGUAUUAUGUGGAAUGAAAGUAGUUGUUCCAUUUAUAGAUGCAAUUAGAGAGUGUGUGAAAUAUUUCAGGUCAAGUCAGGCUAGAAAAGAGAGGUUUACAAAUGCUAUGGCCAAAGUUAAGCUUGCUGGAAGGAGUGGCAACAAGGAAUACAUAUAUGUUAACUUUUGGAACUAUUUGAUGCCAUUUCUACCAAAUUUGGAGGCAACAAGUAUCCCACAACAAAUUUGUAUUAUAAUGGGGUGCAAGAGGUUAAUAAAUGCAUUAAGGAAUGGGAAAAUAUAUAGUGAACAUGAUUAUAUCAGAGAUAUGGGAUUGAAUAUGAGGGGAAAGUUUGAUAGCUAUUGGAAAGAAAGUAACAUGUUGAUGGGCAUUUGAGUUGUUUUAGAUCCUAGGUAUAAGGCUAAAUAGUAGAGUUUGUUCUUAAGACAGUAAAUGGUGUGCACAGCUAUCAAAGUCACUAUAACUCAAUGCACUUUUCUCUUAUUAUGAAUCCAACACUACAACUCCAGAUUAUUUUGAUAACUCAUCUAGUGGAAUGAGUUCAGCAACAACUGCAUUUAAUAUUUCUACAACAACAACAA